This is a messenger RNA of Phodopus roborovskii (desert hamster), 4223 nucleotides long. RefSeq names its product inhibitor of nuclear factor kappa B kinase regulatory subunit gamma (gene Ikbkg). The transcript is spliced from 10 exons. Gene Ontology annotation, biological process: positive regulation of canonical NF-kappaB signal transduction. Gene Ontology annotation, cellular component: IkappaB kinase complex; nucleus; cytoplasm. The record is from RefSeq and is a predicted model, not a curated record. Lineage: Eukaryota; Metazoa; Chordata; Mammalia; Rodentia; Cricetidae. Gene Ontology annotation, molecular function: K63-linked polyubiquitin modification-dependent protein binding. Bases 148 to 1386 code for a protein of 412 amino acids.
AAGUAGGGGUUUCCACAGCCGAGAAGGGAAGGGUGACCGCUUAACCAGGACUUUCUGGGAGCUCCGAUUCAGUCUGAGAGGUUGGGUUCUGCUGCUCCGAUCCUCUUCACUUCUGGCCGACUCUGCUGACAGACACUGUCUUGUUGGAUGAGCAGGCACCUCUGGAAGAAUCAGUUGAGUGAAAUGGUGCAGCCCAGUGGUGGCCCAGCAGGGGACCAGGACAUGCAGGGUGAAGAAUCUUCUCUGGGGAAGCCAGCAAUGUUACAGCUGCCUUCAGAGCAGGGUACUCCUGAGACCCUCCAGCGCUGCCUGGAAGAGAACCAAGAGCUGCGAGAUGCCAUCAGGCAGAGCAAUCAGAUGCUAAGGGAACGCUGUGAGGAGCUCCUGCAUUUUCAGGUCAGCCAGCGGGAGGAGAAGGAGUUCCUCAUGUGCAAAUUCCAGGAAGCCAGGAAGCUGGUGGAGAGACUGAGCUUGGAGAAGCUUGACCUGCAGAGGCAGAGGGAACAGGUCUUAAAGGAUUUGGAGCACCUGAAGAAAUGCCAACAGCAGAUGGCUGAAGACAAGGCCUCUGUGAAAGCCCAGGUGACAUCAUUGUUGGGAGAACUCCAGGAGAGCCAGAGUCGCUUGGAGGCUGCCACCAAAGAACGACAAACUUUAGAGGGAAGGAUACGAGCAGUUAGUGAGCAGGUUAGACAGCUGGAGAGUGAGCGGGAGGUGCUGCAGCAGCAGCACAGCGUGCAGGUGGACCAGCUGCGCAUUCAGAACCAGAGUGUGGAGGCUGCCCUGCGAAUGGAGCGCCAGGCUGCUUCAGAGGAGAAGCGGAAGCUGGCUCAGUUGCAGGCAGCCUAUCACCAGCUCUUCCAAGACUACGACAGCCACAUCAAGAGCAGCAAGGGCAUGCAGCUGGAAGAUCUGAGGCAGCAGCUCCAGCAAGCUGAGGAGGCCCUGGUAGCCAAACAGGAAUUGAUUGAUAAACUGAAAGAAGAAGCUGAGCAGCACAAGAUUGUGAUGGAGACUGUGCCAGUCCUGAAGGCCCAGGCGGAUAUCUACAAGGCUGACUUCCAAGCUGAGAGGCAUGCCCGGGAAAAGCUGGUGGAGAAGAAAGAGCUAUUGCAGGAACAUCUGGAGCAGCUGCAGCGCGAGUUGAACAAGCUGAAGGUUGGCUGCCAUGAAUCAGCCAGGAUUGAGGAUAUGAGGAAGCGGCAUGUAGAGACUUCCCAACCCCCUUUACUUCCUGUUCCAGCUCACCACUCCUUUCAUCUGGCUUUGCCCAACCAGCGGAGAAGUCCUCCUGAAGAGCCACCUGACUUCUGUUGUCCCAAGUGCCAGUAUCAGGCACCUGAUAUGGACACUCUACAGAUACAUGUCAUGGAGUGUAUAGAGUAGGAACAGCAGAUAUAAGGCCACUUGUGAUACCAUGUCCCGAACUAUGCAACCUGUGCUUUCUUGUUUCACCUGCAUAGUCCACAAUUAAGGGUUUGUUGUCAGAGAGCUGGCCUCAGGACCUAGUAGGACCCUUGCUUUAGCCCUUUGGUCUGCUAGUUCUCCACUAGGGUAGACAGCCCCAGUCAGGGCUGUUUUUUCCCCUUUUCUUCUGUGUGCCUGAGCCACUUACCUCUGGUAGCUUCUUCCUCCCUCUUCUAUUCUCCUAGGUAGUCUAGAAUGGAGGCCAGGGGCUCUCAGGGAGCACCCCUUCUCCAAGCAGGGCUGGGUGCAGCUCUUACUCCUUCUACCUGGUGCCUUUUUUGCUCUGAGCUGCAGGCUGUCUUCCCAGGGUAUGUGGCACUUAGGGCCAUAACAUGUUGCCUGUGAUGGACACUUGGGAAGUAUUCCAUCUUUUUGCUACCAUAACUAAUGGUGUAGUGAAAGUACUUGCACACUGACCUAUGUGUACCUUUAAGACAUAUGCUUAGACAUAACAUUGCAGCCUUGCCAUGGAGGAGGUGGGUCAACCUUUGUGUUUCUGUCAUCUGCUAGACAUGAGGUUCUUUACUAAAGAGUGUGCUUAAGUGCCUUUUUCUGGGGUAUGUGGGCCCUUUUUAAUUCCGCUGAUGUAACUUGGAUUUUCAUAUUUUCUACCCAUUUUUGUGUUGCAUCAUUGCCCUUUAUUCCUGGGCUUUGGGGUGCUCUUUGAUCAUGAGUCAUGUUAGCUCUUAUCUAUCCCAGGAAGUGCACAUUUGCUCCACUUUGAUUGUGUUACUGUUUUGGGGCCUAGAAGCAGUUUAUGUACUCAUACCCAUUCUUUGCUCCCAUAUUUUGGCUUUGGAGUUAUGACUGCUUUGUGCUCUGACAGAAGGGCAUUUCACAUACAUGCUUUUUUUUCUAGCACCAGUGUGUUCUUGUCUUUGUGAAGCACAUUGUUGUCUUGUGUGAAUGGUGGUUUCCAUAGUUCAUCACAGUCUAGGAGUUUGUGAUGGCAUAUUCUCUACUAGCCCAGAUAAUCCUGUCUUGGGAAUCAUUUAGUAGUGACUGGCAGAUUGUGAGCAAGGAUCUAGACAUUUUCUGGGACCUUACAGUCAUUAGUAUUAGCCUUGCAAUUCUAGUAAAGAAAGGAAGUUGGAGUUGAGAAAGCAGUAGUGCCUUGCUGACUCCUCAGGCCUGAAACCCUUUCAUGGUUCUGAGUGGAACCUAUAAAUCAAUCCCUGUCUGGGCUUUUAUUCACAGGGCUUCUUGCCCAUAAAGAGUGAGGAGGCUGAGUAGAAUUAGGAUUUAAAAAGUAAGCCUGAGUUGGGGGCUUCUUUAGAAUUUUCAGGGGAUGAGGAGCAAAUUUUCUGUUUCCUAAUUCCCAGGUAUCUAUCAUACAGAUCUUUGGGGAAAUAUUAAAGUAAUAGAAAUGUUCUUUGCUCAUGAGCCCUUCAUUUAAAUACCUAAUCUAAUUUUCCUCCAGGAGCACUAUUGAUUUGGUUUUUUGGUGGUCUAUGAUUUUCCUAUAGCUGUUCUAAAAAUUCUCAGAAAUUUGAAGCAGCAAAAAUAUUACUGUUUUAUGUCUGGAAGCCAGAUGUUAUGUUUCUCCUGAGAAUCAAUUCCAGGCUUUCACUCAGUUCUUGGUGGUUUCUGGCAGUUCUUGGUGGUGUUUGGCUUAUAGACCCAUCACUCCAAUCUCUGGUUCUGGGGCCUUGUGGUCUCCUUUUCUACACCAAAUUGUAGAUGUGUGUGUGUGUGUGGGGGGGGUCUAUCUGGUAAUUAAGGAGGAUCUCCAGCUUAUGAUUUACUUCACUACACCUUCCAAGAUCCUUUUCCCAAAUAAAGUCAUGUUCUCAAGUUCUAGGGGUUUGAGCUCACACAACCCAGAGUAGAGGGAUAUCAUUAGAACCUGAGUAAACACAAAGGCAGAUGCCUUUAAGUCUUGCAAUUUUGCUAGAGAGACUUGGUUUCUAGGGUUAUGGUGACCACUAGACUUCAGAAUUUGGAGGUCAGGCCCUUAUAGGCUCCUAGCAGAGCCAGUGGGUGUGACUGAGAAAGGCAGGUUGGCUGUAGUAGGAAAGAGCUGUUGACUGCCUGCAGUGGCUCUAUGGGCUUCAUGCUUCUUGGAUAAAUAGAGAUGCAAAGGUAUAUUUCUGAUCAGUACUUUAUCCUGAAAGUGGCUUAGAAAGUCAGUGCCACCCAUGUUGCACAUCAGGAUCACCCAGAAGCUUGAAAGGUUGAGAACAUUCUGGUUUGGGCUCCAUGGACUGGUGAAGCCAAAAUCUGAGUGUGGCUCCAGGCAAUGGCUGGGACCUAGUAUUCUUCCUAGAAGGUGGGAGCUCUUGACACCUUCUUACCCUGAACCAUAAUGCAUGAUUAACCACACAUUAGAUAUCAAGGAUUUGAGAUUAUGCCAUCUUCCCUGACAUGGGACAUGCUUCUUUCUUUCUUUUCUGGAAUUACUUAACUAGACCUGGAAAAACUGGUUGUUGGUCCUCACUCCCUCUUACCCCACAAGGAAUUAGCCCUGUGUUUGAUACCCUCAGGCAUGGUAAGACCUUGAAGUAUUUCCCUUUUCAAGGGGGUCUGUUUGGUGAGAUGGAUGGAACAAGCACUCUGGAAACAUCCUCACAGUGAUUAAUUCCUUGGAGUCCCUCCCUCUCAUGGUACCAUCAUUUGUCACCACCAAAAGCUGUGAUGAAAUAGCCCAUAUAUCUGAUGACACAGGCCUGCAUAGCCAGCAUCUUGAACAUUUUGUUGCAUGGAACAUUCUCUGUAGUAUGGUAUAAAAAGGUCAGAAGAUUAAAUUAUGUAUAAAA